CGCGACGUUCCGCGAGAGCUGAUGCUGCGACUGCUGCUCGGCGGCUCACAAUAGAGAAAAACACAAAAACCAACCACCUCGCCAAGCGUCCAAGCCGCAUACCUCACUCUCCGCCUCCAGAAUUUUCGUCGUGAUUCUUCUUGCUUUAUUUAAUAAAAGAACCAUAAAUUAUUAUUUUAUACCGGCUUUUUUUUACGAAACAAUUUAAAACCAAACCUAUUGCUGAUAUUUUAAUUUGUAUAUAUAUAUACAUAUAUAUAUAUUUCUUACUGGGCCUUUUAAUUGUUAAUAUCUGAGGGUUUUUGUCGUCGUUUUUUUUGCUUCCGUUGAAGAAGCGAAUUAAAUCGCGGAGAUCUCAGAAUUUUUUUUUGAAUUUUAAUUUUUGUGGGGUGGAAAGGAGCUCCGGAACAUCCAAGGUUUUGCCCCCCAGCUUCACUGAUCGAGACAAGGCAAGUCCAGCAGCCAAGGACAAAAGAUCAAGAGGAGCCCAGGCUUGCUGCCACUAUCUCAAAUAGUUAAUUUGCCUGCUUUUAAUCCGGUACCCCCCCAAAAAAGGCACCCUGGAUCCCAUCAUGACCAAAGCUGAAAUGGGCAAGCUCAACACUACUCCUGAUGAAGACAGCAGCAGCUACAGUUCCAACAGCAAUGACUUCAACUACCCCUACCCAACCAAACCAGCUGCGAUGAAGAGCCAUUAUGUAGACAUGGAUCCAGAAAACCAAAACUUUUUACUUGAAUCCAAUCCUGGGAAGAAGAAAUAUGAAACUGAAUAUCGUCCAGGUACUACUUCCUUUGGAAUGUCAGUAUUUAAUCUGAGCAAUGCUAUUGUGGGCAGUGGCAUCCUUGGGCUUUCUUAUGCCAUGGCAAACACUGGAAUUGCUCUCUUUGUAAUUCUUCUGUUCUUCGUGUCAAUAUUUUCUUUAUACUCCGUUCAUCUCCUCUUGAAGACUGCCAAUGAAGGAGGGUCUCUGCUAUAUGAACAACUGGGAAUGAAGGCCUUUGGCAUGGCUGGGAAACUGGCAGCAUCUGGAUCUAUUACAAUGCAGAACAUUGGAGCUAUGUCCAGCUACCUCUACAUUGUGAAAUAUGAGUUACCAAUCGUCAUCAAGGCAUUUUUGAACGUCAAAGAGAGCACAGGAGAAUGGUACCUCAACGGUGAUUAUUUGGUUAUAUUGGUAUCCUUGUGGCUCAUUCUUCCUUUGUCACUGUUGAAAAAUUUAGGUUAUCUGGGUUACACCAGUGGAUUUUCCUUGUUGUGCAUGGUCUUCUUCCUUAUUGUCGUCAUUUGCAAGAAAUUUCAAAUUCCAUGUGGACUGGAAAGUGACUUGAUUAAUGCAACUCUGAAUACCACCCUAGAACAUCUGUCAACCACUGCACCUUUUCAUGUAUCAGAAGUUAAUAUAACCAGUGAUGACCAAUGCACACCAAAAUAUUUCAUCUUCAAUUCACAGACUGUCUACGCUGUACCAAUCUUAACAUUUUCCUUCGUCUGCCAUCCGGCUGUUCUUCCUAUUUAUGAAGAACUGAAAGGGCGAAGCCGCAGAAGAAUGAUGAAAGUCUCCAAUGUUUCAUUUUUUGCCAUGUUCCUCAUGUAUCUUCUGGCUGCUGUCUUCGGUUAUCUGACAUUUUAUGGAAAUGUUGAGCCAGAGUUGCUUCAUACUUAUGCUGAAGUCCUGGGAGCUGAUGUUCUUCUCCUUAUUGUUCGUCUGGCAGUCCUGAUGGCAGUGACACUUACUGUGCCAGUUGUGAUUUUCCCAAUCCGCAGCUCCAUCACACAGUUGUUGUGUUCAGGGAAAGAAUUUAGUUGGUGGCGCCAUACUGCAAUUACAAUGGCUCUUUUGGUAUUCACCAACAUUCUCGUGAUCUUUGUUCCCACAAUUCGAGAUAUAUUUGGAUUCAUUGGUGCCUCCGCUGCUGCCAUGCUGAUCUUUAUACUACCAUCUGCUUUCUACAUUAAGCUAGUGAAGAAAGAACCAAUGAAAUCUGUUCAGAAGAUUGGGGCUCUUCUUUUCCUGAUCAGUGGCAUAUUUGUGAUGACUGGAAGUAUGACCUUGAUCAUUCUGGAUUGGACCAGCAAUGCUGCUUCUAAUGGCCAUUAGCUAUCUGCUUUGGACUCCAGUGCUUACAAAACCAUCUACUGGGGAAAAACAGAACUUCUUACCCACGUUUGCAAUUCUGCUUCCUUUCGAAAUGCAGAUUCUUUGAUGCUGGUUCUUCUGAAUGGAGAAUAGGUGAACUUUUUUUAAAAAAAGAUACUAUUCUGCACUAUGGGAAUCGAUACUAACAUCAAACCACCUGAAUCUUUGGCUGAGGGAAGUGACUAUUUAUUCCAUUCCAGAGAAUGGACAGCUCUCUCUGUAAAAUUUUAUCAAGCCAUGUUUGGCUUUUGUCAUUGUUACUUGGAUAUUUUAUUGUUUUACUUGAAUGUGCCUAAUGGAAAAAAUUGAUGUGAGAAAUAAGUUAGUUUACAUCAGGAGGGUAAGCUAACCAUUGAAAAUGAAUGAGAAAAACACUAUUAUUUUUGUACCAAAAAUUUUAUGGACCUCAAAAGCACUAUUUUGACUUUAAGAAAAUGUUUUGUAAGUUGAUGAUCCAAAUAAGGGUAAAAAGAAAAUCCGUAAAACUGUUUAAGCAGAGUUCUAAAUUCAACAUGUUUUGCCUGCCUAUAGAGGCAUAUCCUUAAAAGUAUAUUUUUGGCCAUAUGAAAUUAUUUUUGAAACCUAUUACGUGAAAGCUUGAUUAAUUUGAAAGACUCAAAACUGUUUAAUGAUUUCUACACAUAACUUAGUUAUUCUAACCUAAAACCAAACAAAUAUGUUAAGACAACCCCAUGGCAAUAUUUCUAAUCCAACCAACAUAAACCACCACACUCUUUCAAGUAGCUAUUUACUCAAAUUGUCAUGUUUUAAAAAGAUUUCAUACCAUUAGAAUGGAUGAUGUAUUAAAACAAUUUAUAUGUAGCAAACGUAGCAACCAAUCCAAUUAGUGCUACAACCAAACAAAACCCUUGAAAUUAAUGAGGGAUGCAUAGGAGCAGUAUUUGGCAAAUUACUGAAAGUACAAUCCUAAGCAUUUUUCUUCUUGAGGUACUCAAUAGUGCAAUUAUAUUAAACAAAUGGGCUAUUAUUAUUAUUAUUCAGUUGCAGGUACCAACCAAAUCAUGUUGGGUCAUUUGCCAUUAAUGUGGAGUUCACAUGAUCCAGCGACAAUUUUACACAUUUUAGCUUUUGUUUUUGUUUUGUUUUUUGAAACAAGUAAAGAUGAGGUCCUACUAUCGUUUACUAGCAGUAUAACAGUAUUCACACACUGUACAAUGUUUUUCAAUAACCAGUUUUCAUCCAUUGUUGGAUUUUAAAUUAUUUUAUGUUUUUGUUCCUCUCUGACAAUGUGAUAUUCCUAUAUGCAUAUAGUACGCCAGGAUUUGGUGUAUAAGGCAAAAGCUCUCUUCAUAAGGCAACUGGGAUUCCUAAUGCAACGGAUUUUGUACAGCAGUCUUUUAAGAUUACUAUUAUUAUUAUUAAGACCUUGAUGGGACUACACUGUCAUCUCAUAUUUUUCUGAUAUAGGCAUGUGCUGUUUGAGCCUUAAGUAGUUUGCUUUGAAAAGGAGGUGGUAAUUCCGUGGUCACUGAGUGUUUGAUCCUUCCCUGUUUGCAAAGAGAUCACCAUAGAGCAUUAAAGAGCCCUUCCUCUGUGUGCAUUUGGCAUACUGGGGAUAUUACAGGAAUUGGAAAUUCUUCCAUUUACUUACCAUAUCCCGUCCAGCCCCUCUAAACAUGGUACGCACUGCAACCAAACCAGUCGUGCCCCCCUAAAUUCACAUCUGUACAGACUUUCCGUUCCCCAUCUUUCCCUGCAAGUAUAUUGCUGGGCAGCACUUUUGCUGAGUGGGGAGAAUAGCUGUGCUCUUAUUAACACUCCAUGGUGAUAAAUCUGUGUGUUGGUACUACACCUGCAUAGGUAAGGAUCAUACACUGUUUAGUUACUAUGCAUUAUUUCCAUCCCCGGCUGAAGAGAUGUUGUACUUUCAUAAGAGCACAUUCAGCACCACUUAACAGACACAGAUGCUGCUGGAAAGGACAGUCUGAAAGAAUAAAGACAGGCAGAGUUUUAACAGCGAAGUCCUCAUUAGAUGGCUUUCCGCUAUGUUCAUUUGGCAUAAUAGUUUAGAAAUCUAAUUUAGCUGAUUUCAAGCAGUAGUUGAGUUAUAAGAAUCAAAUCGUGGCAUGGAAUUAGCUAAAGAACACUGGCUUUUUCUUUUCUUUUUGAAAAAAAGUUUAGGUCCAUUUUUAAAUAGUUGGCAGAUUACUGCCACUCUGUCCCAGGUUUUUACAAUCUGGCAAUGCAAACCUUUUUGUUUUGUAUUUCUGCAUGGCAACUGCCAUCCCCUAAGGCUGCAAUCUUGAUUCCAUGGAGGUCAGUAUCAAGAGAAACCUGCCUUACUGAAAAGUGUCUACUUUUCUUUCCUUUACAAGUUACGAAUGGCUUGACAUUUUGAACUCAAGCCAUUGUCCUGGGCAGGGCGAUACGAACUGUACUUGAAUAACAGUCCCGAUAAUCUCUUUUGUUCUCAGAGAAACCAGGUAACCAACAGCCACACCCAUAUGUGAAACUUUUGAGUUUUCAAAAAUCAAUCAUUUUCAAAGCAAUGGCUUGGUUUAUAUCUCAGAACCACCACUGGCUUCGGUGUAAUCCAUUAUACAUCUGUGCAUGGUGUAAUGAAAAUGACAUCUCUCUUUCCCUGCAAAUUAGACUAGUCUAGUGGUACUUGGCUUUCAUAUUUUGCAUACUUCUGAAAGCUGCUAAGAUGAGCCUCUCAUGUUAAAAUGGCAGCUCUUCCAAUUUAACCAUCCAUGUGGUUCUUGUAAAAAAUACUAGGAUUCCCAAGUACCGUCAAUAUAUCAGAAUGGUACAGGGAACAAAUGACCAUUUUUUCUGAACACACUGAAGAGCGUUUGGAACCAAGAAGCUAAGUUCAUUGGUUCAUCUCAACAGCUGGAAGAGUGACAAAAGUAACAGAAAUUACAUGACUGUACUAACUGUUGCAUUUCAAAGGAGUCAUUGCUGGAUCAGAGAUACCUCGACAGUACACUGUGAAUCAUGCAGUUUAGUGUCAUUCAGUAACUAAAGAGGUCUUCUGCCUGACCUUGCUGUGUACCACUAGGCUAUAAUGAUUUCUAGUGUCUGUUGUAAACCUGUCUCUUUAGAGCUUUCAUCGCAGGUCACAGUUUCAGUAUUAAAUUAAACCACUGUUUGUCACCUAAUUUUUAAAUUACUGUCUUCCAUGUUAUUUCAUUCAUAAAAUGUAACAUGUUAUUUAUAGAACAAUAACCUGUUGAAGUUAAAACCUAUUUUUCAGUAUUUAUGGGUAGCCUUUGUAUAUAAACUGUGUGUGUAUAUAUUGUAAGUACUAUUGUAUAUAAUGUAGGUUUGGGAGUUUGUGUUUAUGUAUAUAAGCUUUCGUUACGAUUCAUGGCUAAUGCAUUAUGUCCGUGACUCAUUCCUGUUAUGCAUUCAGUUGAAAGUGCUAUCAGAUGGAAGUCUCCAGAGAAAUAAUUUUGGCUUCCCAAAUGAAAAUCGUGUGCCCUCAAAUUGUCUAAGGACACAAUAACAUUUAAAGACCAGGGCUGGUAUCUAAAAGUGUUUCCAAGGACGUGAUAGUCCAAUGAGGGGUUCCCCUCCCUUUGAACCACACACAACAUUGCACACUGAUCUGAAAGUUCCCUUGCUUUCAAAAGCAGUUUGCUUUGUGGGAUGGAAGGUGUGAUGGUUCUUUCAGAAAAAGAAGUCUAGAUUCAUGCAAGGGCUUUGCAGUGUGAAGGCAGUUCGCUGCCCCUUUGUAAGAGGGAAAUGUGAAGCCCCUGUGUGCAUGAAGUUAUUGACUGGGCCCCUUAUUCGUUACAACUGUGUACACUGCAUUAAACAUCAGAAUCUCUUGGAUCCACAGAGUGCAGGCUUUCAGAAUACAGUUUGCCAUAGAUGGUUUUUCAUUAACUAGUUUUAAAAUCAAUAUAUCAAGCCUUCAUGUACAGGUAUGAUAAUAUUUGUAUAUAUUGUAUAUGUAUAUAUAGAGAGAGAUACACACUGUAAUGUUAGAUCAACAAUUAAGGGACAAUUGUUGAAAAAGAGUGCUACACAGUUUCAAUGAAACAUUGUAUGUUUUAACUAAACUAAAAUAAAGAUAUAAUCUUAAA
Podarcis muralis (Common wall lizard) is the source of this 6193-nucleotide messenger RNA. It is a transcript of the gene SLC38A2, whose product is annotated as solute carrier family 38 member 2. Gene Ontology annotation, cellular component: plasma membrane. Lineage: Eukaryota; Metazoa; Chordata; Lepidosauria; Squamata; Lacertidae. The record is from RefSeq and is a predicted model, not a curated record. Gene Ontology annotation, biological process: L-glutamine transport; amino acid transmembrane transport. Gene Ontology annotation, molecular function: L-glutamine transmembrane transporter activity.